GUCUUUUAAAUGCGCUGUGCAGUAAAUAAUUGCGGAAAUAACAAUAGGCAUUCAAAUAAAAGUAAAUGGCGAUUCUUCCACUUUCCCAGGGAACCUACGCUGCUUAAAAAAUGGGUAGAUUUCUGCGAACGGGAUAACAUAAACCCGGAAACAGCCUGCAUUUGCAAUGAGCACUUUGUAGCCGAGGAUUUUGAGCGAAAUAUGCAGUAUGAGCUGGGCUUUACCCGGAAAAAUCCAACAAAACUCAGACCCGGCUCGUAUCCGACUUGUAAAGGACCUAGAAAGUUGUCAAAUAAAAUAACAAAAGGGUCUAUAAAUAAUUCCUUCCGAGUUAAGCAGGAUCCGAUUAAGAAUCCCUCAUCCCCCCAGCAUAUUAAACAUUCCCCAUUCCAAGAUGCUGUUGAAGAAGCUGUAGAAGAAUGUGAAAUUCUCUCGGAUUUAUUAGAGGACUUUGAACACAGCUCUAGAGAAUCUGGAGGAUCUUACAAUACUAAUGAUAAUAUGCAUCUGGAGGUACAGAAUAUUGAUCCCCACUAUACACAAACAAUGGUCAAUGAUGACGUGGAGACCAUUGCCUCAAAAGAUGACACUUAUGUGAAAUACUUGGAGGAGGAAGUGUAAGGAAUUAUAAAUUGGAAAUCAUAUUUUCUUUACUUUUAAGGCCUUCUUUUAAGAGUCUCCUUGAAGCGUGAAGUAGGUUUUCUUAAAGCCGAUCGAAAGAAACUGUUGGAUGAAAUCAAGAAUCAUCGGAACUCUCUCCAAACCUCACGGUUGCAAAGAAAUACUUAAUCAUUAGAAUCGUAUACCAUUUUUUUUUUUUUAAACAUA
Molecule: messenger RNA, 828 nt
Organism: Drosophila kikkawai
Lineage: Eukaryota; Metazoa; Arthropoda; Insecta; Diptera; Drosophilidae
Source: RefSeq, a predicted model, not a curated record